Messenger RNA from Lacerta agilis (Sand lizard), 2540 nucleotides. It is a transcript of the gene SDCCAG8, whose product is annotated as SHH signaling and ciliogenesis regulator SDCCAG8. The transcript is spliced from 17 exons. Gene Ontology annotation, biological process: establishment of cell polarity; tube formation; centrosome cycle. NCBI's taxonomy places the organism in Eukaryota, Metazoa, Chordata, Lepidosauria, Squamata, Lacertidae. The record is from RefSeq and is a predicted model, not a curated record. The coding region runs from base 306 to 2522 and encodes 738 amino acids. Gene Ontology annotation, cellular component: centriole; centrosome.
GUCUGCCUCCGGGGGAGAUGUCGUUGCCGCCUGUCGCCAGCUUCGUGGCAGGCCCGGGCAGCGCCUGCUCGCCCUCCUCCUCCGUCACCAAGCGGGUCCUAGAAAAAGACCGUUUCUUGGUUGUCUAGCAACGAGUUUCCUCGUGAGAGGCGUCGGAAGCGCGCCGCUCCCCAUCCUGGGAGUUGUAGUCACUCUGCGUUAACCGUUCCCAUACUGUUGAGCGAUAGUAGGAGCCAGGCUGGACUACAGCGACCGAGAGCCACCGGGGAAAGCCUAGAAAAAGGCUCACCUCACACGCCUCCCAAAUGCAGGGCUGCCCUGAGUCUGUCGGAGCCACGGAAAGAGCGGCGGCGUGUAGCCCGAGACCCGCCUGGGGAAGCUCGCCGAGUUACUCUCCCUUCAUGAGGGAGGCCGGAGGGGAGUCGGGCUUGGCGGAGUCUCUGGAGCGGUGUCAGCAACGCCUGCACGACCGCGCUACUAAAAGCCACGCUCAAUUGAAGUAUGCCUUCGGUGAAAAAGAUCUGGCAAUGGGAGAAGGUGCUCAGUUAUUUUCUAAUACAGAUCCUAAUGAGAGUGAGAAUAAAGCUUGGCAGGAGCUACAGCACAACCAUGCAGUUAAUCAACUUAAAGCUUUAUUACGACAACAAGAAGAAAAAGAGUCUGAAACAUCCCCAUCGAGGAGGAGGAGAAUGUCACCCACAAGAAUAUCUAAUGCUACAGAUCAAAAUUUGCCUGCCCUUUGUGAUCUCAUUUCUAUCAUUAAUGACCAGUCACAAUACAUUAACCACUUAGAAGCUGAAGUCAAGUUUUGCAAGGAGGAUUUAUCUGAACUGAAGUCUCAAAUAUGUGCAGUUGUGCUUGAAAAUGAGAAACUCCAUGAUAAACUGGAAGUAACAGCAGAACACACUUUGAGAGAACAAACCCUUCUGGAUGCCUCAGGAAAUACACAAAAUGCCGGUGGUGAUGAUUCUCAUGUUUGUGAAACUGCCAAAUCGUCUCAUAUCAACGAGCAGGCUACAGCAGCUACAUUUCUGAUGGAUAAAUGGCAGCUAGAACUGGAAAAUCUAAAAUGUCUCUAUCAAGAACAGACAGAAGCACUUGAAACUCAGGUCCUUUCCCUAAGAAAAGAGUUAUCAGAGUCUCAAAAAAAGUGUGAAGAUCUGAGUGGAAGAUUAAAGCAUCAGCAUUUGCUCAGUGCCCCAAGUAGUUCCAUCAGAGUUGGUGGCCUUUGCUUACAAUGUGCACAGCACGAAGCUGUUCUUUCCCAGACACAUUCAAAUGUCCACAUGCAAACCAUUGAAAGGCUAACAAAUGAAAGAGAUGAGCUAAUGGCAGCACUUUCUUCAGUCAGAGUAAACCUAAGUGAAAUGCAGCAAAGGGAAGCUAACACUUAUGAACAAGUGAAGCAUGCUGUACACAUGACGGAAGAAGCAAAUUUGGAAAGAACUAAGGCUCUAGUCCAAUGUGAACAACUUAAAAAGGAGAUGGAGAGAAAGAAAGAGCGUCUGGAAAGGGAAUUAGCAAUCCAAAUAGAUAAGAGGGCUGAAGAGCGAGAAGCAGUUCGUGAAGAAAUGAAGAAAGAAAAAGAGAACUUGUCAUCGUUGGUUAUGUCUUUAUCUCAGAAUGUGGCUAGCUUGGAGGGUCAGGUUGACAGGAUUACAAGAGAGAAGAUUUCUUUAGCCAAUCAGCUGGAAGAAGCUCAGAAACAAAAUGCUUGUCAUGAUAUUGAGAUAAAUAAGGUGUGUGGAGAAGUAUCCUAUCAGUUGAAUCUUGCCAAAAUGAAGAAGGAUGAGGCAGAAAAGGAACACAGAGAGUAUAGAAUAAAAACUGUAAGGGAACUUGAAAUUAAAAACCAGGAAAUAGAGAAAUUGCAAGUGGAGCUCAAUGAAUAUAAACUGCGUUUGGAGCAAGCACUGCAGGAUACAGCAAGAGCUAAGGAAGAAUGUCUGAAACAAACAGAAUUGCUGGGUAAAGCUGAGCACCAACUGCACCUCACCAGGUUAGAAAAAGAGAACAUUCAGCACAGCUUUAGCAAUGAGGCAAAGACUCAAGCCCUUCAGGCCCAGCAGAGAGAGCAGGAGCUGACACAGAAGAUGCAGCAAAUGGAGGCCCAGCAUGAUAAAACUGUGAAUGAACUGGAUUCCUUGCUGAGUUCACAGAAUGCACUCUUAUCAAAAUUAAAAGAAGAGUGCUGCACAUUGGCCAAGAAACUCGAAGAUAUGACAGAAAAAAACAGGUCUGAAGUCAGCCAGCUUACUCAGGAAAACGAAUAUGUCCAUGACAGACUUGAGAAAAUGCUGAAAAGGAAUGAUGAAUUGGAGGAGCAGUGUAUCCAACAUGGAAGGAUGCAUGAGAAAAUGAAGCAAAGGUUACAGCAGCUUGACAAGCAUUGCCAGACUACUGCCCAGCAGCUAGUGGAGUUGCUGAACAAGCAGAAUGAGCUAUACAAGGAGAGGCAGAUGCUUACAGAGGAGGUGGAGUUCCUGAGGAUUCAGGUACCACUCAGAACCAGGAAAAAAUGAAUAAAAGCUGGAGAAAAA